Molecule: messenger RNA, 651 nt
Organism: Fusarium poae
Lineage: Eukaryota; Fungi; Ascomycota; Sordariomycetes; Hypocreales; Nectriaceae
Exons: 5
Coding region: 1-651 (216 amino acids)
Biological process (GO): protein import into nucleus; ribosomal subunit export from nucleus
Cellular component (GO): nucleus; cytoplasm
Molecular function (GO): GTP binding; GTPase activity
Source: RefSeq, a predicted model, not a curated record
AUGGCUGAGCAGCAGACCCCUACCUUCAAGCUCGUGCUUGUCGGUGACGGUGGUACCGGAAAGACCACCUUUGUCAAGCGCCACUUGACUGGUGAGUUUGAGAAGAAGUACAUGGCCACCCUUGGUGUCGAGGUUCACCCUCUUGGCUUCACCACCAACUUCGGUCAGAUCCAGUUCGAUGUCUGGGAUACUGCUGGUCAAGAGAAGUUCGGUGGUCUCCGUGACGGUUACUACAUCAACGGCCAGUGCGGUAUCAUCAUGUUCGAUGUUACCUCUCGUAUCACCUACAAGAACGUUCCCAACUGGCACCGUGAUCUCGUCCGAGUUUGCGAGAACAUCCCCAUUGUUCUCUGUGGUAACAAGGUCGAUGUCAAGGAGCGCAAGGUCAAGGCCAAGACCAUCACUUUCCACCGAAAGAAGAAUCUCCAGUACUACGAUAUCUCCGCCAAGUCCAACUACAACUUCGAGAAGCCCUUCCUCUGGCUCGCCCGCAAGCUUGUCGGCAACCCUCAGCUUGAAUUUGUUGCUGCUCCCGCUCUGGCUCCCCCCACUGCCCAGGUCGACGAGAAGCUCCUGGAGGAGUACCGCAAGGAGAUGGACGAGGCCGCCGCCAUGCCUCUGCCUGGCGAGCUUUCCGACGACGAUCUGUAA